Cicer arietinum (chickpea) is the source of this 2746-nucleotide messenger RNA. RefSeq lists its product as uncharacterized. Gene Ontology annotation, biological process: regulation of DNA-templated transcription; protein phosphorylation. Gene Ontology annotation, molecular function: ATP binding; protein serine/threonine kinase activity. The record is from RefSeq and is a predicted model, not a curated record. Lineage: Eukaryota; Viridiplantae; Streptophyta; Magnoliopsida; Fabales; Fabaceae.
ACUGUAGAAGAUAAACAGAAAGAAAGAAGUAUCCUAAAUAAAGAGAGACAGUGAAGAAGAUUGAUUUGUAAAUAAAUGAAAUAAAAUGAUGGGAAGUGAAGAAAGAGAUAAAGUUGUGGAGAAGAAGAUCCAAGAACUAGAAGAAGGUCAUGCUUACAUGAAACAACAAAUGUCAAACCUUAAACUUUCUGAUGCCAGAGAAAAUCAUCAACAUCAUCAUCAUCGUCAAAGGUCUCACUCUGUUUCUCCACAACGUUCAAGAUUGGGUUCGUGGAACAAAAAUUCUUGUUCAUUCAAACACUCAUCACCACUUCAAAGGGAAACUCGUGCUCAUUCACAAUCACUCAUCAAUUUCACUGAAAAACAGUAUCUCAAUAUUUUGCAAUCUAUUGGACAUUCUGUUCAUAUAUUGGAUCUUAACUCUCGUAUCAUUUACUGGAACCGUAGUGCUGAAAAUCUAUAUGGUUAUGCAGAAGAUGAAGUUUUGGGGAAGGACGGGAUUGAGUUGAUUGUGGAUUCUAGGGAUUGGGGGUUAGCUUGUGAUACAGUGAACUCUGUUAUGAAGGGAGAGAGAUGGAGUGGGCAAUUCCUUGUCAAGAACAAGAAGGGGGAAAGGUUUUUAGCUGUAACAACCAAUACUCCUUUUUAUGAUCAUGAUGAUCGUAGCUUAGUUGGGAUUAUUUGUGUUUCGAGUGAUUCGCGGCCUUUUCUUGAAAUGAGAGUUCAAUUUCAUGGUGUAAAGAAUGCUGAAUUGGAUUAUGGUUCGGCUCAUCCUAAAAGUAGCAUUACGAAUAAACUUGGCUUUGAUUCUCAGCAGCCACUUCAAGCUGGUCUAACAUCUAAAAUUUCAAAUUUGGCGUCGAAGAUGGGUAACAAAGUUAAGUCGAAAAUCUGGACAGGAGAAAAUAAUGGAGAAAGUCAUCAUUCUGAACAUGGUUUCUCAGAAUCUGUUGUUUCGGAACAUAGAGAAGAUGCUAAUUCGAGCGGAGCUAGCACACCUAGAGGCGAUUUGCAACAGUCCCCUUUUGGUGGUGUGUUUUUUCAUGUUGAAGAAAAGUCACUAGGAAAAACUUUGAGAGACUCUGCUGAUGAGGGUGAAGGAAAACCUGUUCAUAAAAUUUUACCUACCAAUAAAGCUGAAGCCUGGAUUCAAAAGAAAACGUCAUCGUGGCCGUGGAAAACAAAUGAUCGAGAAGCAAGGAACGGUCAUGAUGCUAGACCGUGGAGGCAGAAUGAUCAAGAAAAUGAAUCAGUUAAUCAGAAGGUUGUUUCUUCUGGAUUGAAGCAGGAAAGCCACGCAGGAGAAAGUAAUCGUCCUACUUAUAAUGAGGCUUCGAAGUCGUGGUCUUCGCCGUUUAAUGUUAACAGCACAAGCAGUGCUAGCAGCUGUGGAAGUGCUGGUAGUUGUGUUGUUAAUAAUAAAGCAGAUUUAGACACUGAUUGCUUGGAUUCUGAAAUUUUGUGGGAGGAUUUGACGAUUAGAGAACAAAUUGGACAAGGUUGUUGUGGAACUGUAUAUCAUGCUCUGUGGUAUGGAUCAGAUGUUGCUGUCAAGGUUUUCUCAAAGCAAGAGUAUUCAGAUGAUGUGAUACUGUCAUUCAGACAAGAGGUAUCUGUCAUGAAAAGACUUCGGCACCCAAAUAUUCUUCUCUUUAUGGGAGCAGUCACUUCACCUCAACGUCUCUGCAUUGUCACAGAGUUUCUCCCACGAGGGAGUUUGUGUCGCUUGUUACACAGAAACACACCCAAAUUUGACAUGAGACGGCGAGUUCAUAUGGCCUUGGAUAUUGCACGAGGCAUAAAUUAUCUUCAUCAUUGUAACCCGCCUAUCAUCCAUAGAGAUUUGAAGUCUUCAAAUCUUCUAGUUGAUAAGAAUUGGACUGUGAAGGUUGGUGAUUUUGGUCUAUCACGUCUUAAGCAUGAAACAUAUCUCACAACCAAGACAGGAAGGGGAACGCCCCAAUGGAUGGCACCAGAAGUUCUUCGUAACGAACCGUCAGAUGAGAAGUCUGAUGUUUACAGCUUUGGGGUGAUAUUAUGGGAACUUGCAACUGAAAAGAUUCCUUGGGAUAAUCUCAACUCAAUGCAGGUGAUUGGAGCUGUUGGGUUCAUGAAUAACCGUUUGGAAAUUCCGAAAGAUAUUGAUCCACGGUGGGCUUCUAUAAUUGAGAGCUGCUGGCACAGUGAUCCAACCCUCCGACCAACUUUUCCGGAACUGCUUGAAAGGCUUAGAGAGUUACAAAAAUGGUAUGUCAUUCAGUUCCAAGCAGCCCGGUCUGCUGGCGGAGAAAGCAUCCAAAGAAAGGAGUCCUAGAGACAGCCUUGGACAUAUUCUUUCACUUUGUCACACAUGGCUGAUGAUGCACAAGUAUGUAUAUUUUUGUGCAUAUAAUAUAUAUAUAAAUGUUCCUGGUCUUUUAUACAAUGGUAUAAACAACUGGUCAGAGGCUAAGGUCUUCAUUCAACAUCUGCCAAUGUAAUAUAGAUAAACGAGAUAUAAGGGAGUACUAUACUUUUUUAUGUUGAAUUUGGGUUAGUCAUUUUUAUUUGUAUUAGUUGUCUGUUACUACCUCAAUUUUAUUUUAUUUUAAUUUAUUUUAUAUGCAAAAUGGUUGUACCAUUAUAUAAAACUUGUACAGAAGGUAGUAAGUGAAAAGGGAAAAAAUGGUUGAAUUUCCAUCAUCAUUACCCACCUUUGAAGUAAAAGUGCAGCUCAGCACAAUUAUUUAAAUGGAUACUAUGUUAA